GUCACGAAAAAACUCAAAGAGUAUUAUCACAUAUGCGUUGGUUGACUUCAGAAACGGGAAUGAGACUAUACGAUGUCUCAAAAUAUUUUCCAGAUAAUACCGAUUCCACCACUGCUUCCGCCAAGAGAAAUUACAUGUACGUGAGGAUCUCCAGCCUGAAGCAGAGACCAG
Messenger RNA from Acaulospora morrowiae, 171 nucleotides. The record is from the annotation of a GenBank genome assembly. NCBI's taxonomy places the organism in Eukaryota, Fungi, Glomeromycota, Glomeromycetes, Diversisporales, Acaulosporaceae.